AGUACUACAUUACCCAGAAUUUCUUCCGUUUGGAGCGGAAGUUGUUCGUGACGACCUUGGGUAGCUGCUGCAAGCAUGGCGAAUAAAGAGCCUAACAGGUUGCUCCAGAACCUGAGGGAUCUCGCCGGACGCAUGUCCUCUGGCUCAAAGGGUGCUGGACUCGGACUGAAGUUAUUAAUUGGAGCAGGUGCACUUGCUUAUGGAGUCAAAGAGGCCACAUACACAGUGGAGGGUGGUCAGCGAGCAAUUGUCUUUAAUAGAAUUGGAGGGAUGCAGAUGGACACGGUCCUCUCUGAGGGUCUCCACUUCAGGAUACCAUGGUUUCAGUAUCCAAUCAUAUAUGAUAUCAGAGCCAAACCAAGAAAAAUAUCAUCUUUAACAGGAAGUAAAGACCUGCAGAUGGUGAGCAUCGCAUUGCGUGUGCUGUCACGACCUGUGGCUUCCAACCUUCCUGUCUUGUACCAGCAGCUGGGGAAGGACUACGAUGAGCGUGUGCUGCCAUCCAUUGUAAAUGAAGUUCUGAAGAGCGUGGUCGCCAAAUUUAAUGCAUCCCAACUAAUUACGCAAAGAGCCCAGGUCUCUCUACUCAUCCGACGGGAUCUCUUUGAACGCGCUAAGGACUUCAACAUUAUUCUCGACGAUGUGGCAAUCACAGAGUUGAGCUUCAGCAAGGAGUACACAGCAGCUGUGGAGGCCAAACAAGUUGCCCAGCAGGAGGCGCAAAGAGCUCAGUUCUUUGUGGAGAAAGCAAAACAAGAACAGAGGCAGAAAAUCAUCCAAGCUGAAGGAGAGGCCCAGGCUGCCAAAAUGUUAGGGGAGGCCGUCACAAAGAACCCUGGAUACCUUAAACUCAGAAGAAUCAGAGCAGCGCAGAAUAUUGCCAAAACGGUGGCGGCUUCACAGAACAGGGUUUACCUAAGCGCAGAUAGUUUGGUUCUGAAUCUACAGGACGACUCUUUUAACAAUUUGUCUCUCGGAAAGAAGUAACCCAUUCAGAAAGCACUCUCAUUCCAAUUGUCUAUGUGUGUCCUUUGAGAUGGCAUUUUCUGAUUGAGUCACAAAUUAAUAUGUCAGUCUGGGGAAGAUUCAUUAAAUAUCUAAUGGUGUAGUCCUGGUUCGUCAAUUAAAUUUGACUCCACAAUUUGCUGGUUAUCAAGACACUGCAGUUUUGUGUUCAUUUUCAGCACAAUGAAUGAAGGCAACAACUGUACCAGAUCAUUUAAUUCUUUUCAACAUUAAUUGUUGUAACAGGAAACAUGUCUUUAUAUUCUACAUUAGAUGAGCUCAAGGUUGGCUGAGAAAAAAUAAAUCCAUCCAUUUUCUUAGUAAUGAUUUAUGUCUUUCCUGAAAAAUAACACAAACAAUUGUAUGUGUGACUCAAAAUGACAGCUAAAAACUUUUUCCAAUCAGUUGAAGUUCAUAAUGGCUGCAUGUUUGGCAGUUGCCUUAUUGUUGUUUGGAUAAACCUGGAAUAUUUUAAUCCUAAAACGUGUUUUCAGUCAUAAGUAUGAAACCUUUUUGGUAUUAAACUGGCCUGCCGUAUAAAAGCAUCGCUCCACCACCUGGUUCUGGUUACUUUAGCAGUCUAAUCCUGCUCAAUCUACCUCUCUACUUAACCUCUGAACUGCCUCUUUCCUCCCCAAAACUCAGAACAUAGUGUGGGGCUUGUUUUGUUCUCCUAUUGGCUCCUGUGUAUUUGCAUUCUUUGAAAUGCACCAGUGAAUAGAUGCUGAGUCUUUUGUCAGACUGCAUACCCAAAUACAUGUUACUGUUUUAAUAAGGAGAAGUUACAUAAUAAAGUAUUGCUUAAUCUCCAAGCAAGUUUCUUCUACAAACAUAAAUAUGGUUGUCUUGCUCUAAGUAUAUUGGCCAGGCAGCCGAUUAAUCAGCUGAUGUUUGGCUAAACUAAGACUCUCAGCAUUGAUUAUUAACUCUGCCUUCUUGGCUGUUUACUUUAGGUGUCCGCUUCCGACAUUUCUGUUCCAAAAUGUACAAAUACCCUUGUCAACUGAAAAGUCACACCUAAAAUAGUUAAAUAUUUUGAAAAGUGUUCAUUUAAUUUCAGCAUAAUGUUUAAUGCAGUAUGUGCAGCAGUUUAAUGCAAUCAUAUUCUUGUCUAGUGCAUGUUUGCAUUGGCACAAUGUACAAAGUCAAGAGUUUUUUUUUUGUCAUUUUUGUUUUUUGCCUUCACAGUUGCUGGAUCUCUUAAGAACAGCUGAUAAUCAAGUCUUGUAGUUCAUCUAAAUCACAUGUGAAAUUCAAAACUUUAUAUUCAAACCUAUAAUUAUACUGAGCUACAAAUACAUAAAUUAUACACAUUUCAAAAUAUAUAUAACUCAAAUGAUAAAGCUCAGAUUGAUACAUUCAAUUUGGCUUAAAAGGAAAAAAUGCAGGUGCCAACACAGUUUUCAAUAGGUAAUAUCAGAAA
Sinocyclocheilus anshuiensis is the source of this 2428-nucleotide messenger RNA. RefSeq names its product prohibitin-2-like. Lineage: Eukaryota; Metazoa; Chordata; Actinopteri; Cypriniformes; Cyprinidae. The transcript is spliced from 10 exons. The coding region runs from base 76 to 987 and encodes 303 amino acids. The record is from RefSeq and is a predicted model, not a curated record. Gene Ontology annotation, biological process: mitochondrion organization. Gene Ontology annotation, cellular component: membrane; mitochondrion.